AUGACGGACAGCGGCAAGUGUGCGUUUGUUCUUGGGAUCGAGCUUUUGGACGGUGAAGAUGGCAGUGUGACACUAUGUCAGCGUCGGUAUGUCGAUGAUAUCCUCAAGCGCUUUGGCAUGGAUGAUUGCAAGGCAGUCGCAAGUCCAGUCGACAUGAGCUCUCGACUUGUUUCAAGUGAUGCAACUACCAAGGUCGAUGCUCCUUUUCGCGAAGCUGUUGGUGCGUUGAUGCACCUGACCACUGCAACGCGUCCGGACAUUGCGUUUGCUGUGGGCUAUGUGUCGCGGUUCAUGGAAAAUCCCCAAGAAGAACACUGGGUUGCAGUUAAGCGUAUCUUUCGCUACCUACAAGGCACCAAGACGCAUGGAAUUUGCUACAAGCCAAGUGCAAGGAUCGACUUCCGUGGAUAUUCGGAUGCGGAUUGGGCUGGUGAUCUUACCGACCGCAAGUCAACAUCGGGGUACACGUUCAUGCUACUCGGUGCGCCAGUCAGUUGGGGCAGCAAGAAGCAGCCAAGUGUUUCGUUGUCCACGAGUGAAGCCGAAUACAUCGCACUCAGCUUGGCGAUUCAAGAGGGCAAGUGGAUUUGUUGA
Molecule: messenger RNA, 594 nt
Organism: Peronospora matthiolae
Lineage: Eukaryota; Oomycota; Peronosporomycetes; Peronosporales; Peronosporaceae
Source: the annotation of a GenBank genome assembly